This is a messenger RNA of Oncorhynchus masou masou (cherry salmon), 5533 nucleotides long. RefSeq names its product nuclear factor of activated T-cells, cytoplasmic 2. Bases 218 to 2998 code for a protein of 926 amino acids. Gene Ontology annotation, molecular function: DNA-binding transcription factor activity, RNA polymerase II-specific; RNA polymerase II cis-regulatory region sequence-specific DNA binding; transcription factor binding. The record is from RefSeq and is a predicted model, not a curated record. Lineage: Eukaryota; Metazoa; Chordata; Actinopteri; Salmoniformes; Salmonidae. The transcript is spliced from 10 exons. Gene Ontology annotation, cellular component: transcription regulator complex. Gene Ontology annotation, biological process: calcineurin-NFAT signaling cascade; cytokine production; regulation of transcription by RNA polymerase II.
CUCAACUAGCCUAUGCAACAGAAUAGAAACAGGAAGCAAUAUCGACAGUCUGAUUUCUUUUUAUGUGGCUGUCAUAUUUCAUUUGAACCAUUAGACUUCCGUUGUUGCAAGUGCCUGAAGUUAAUACAGAAUCGUCGUGAAAAGCCUAAAGUAUAGCCUAACAUCAGCUGGUGUUUUGUCUCUCUUUCCAUUUUGAUAAAUAAUUUACGUGCUUAAGAUGACUUCCAUCUACAAAGACAAUGACCAACAUUCUUUGGAGCUUGUGGAAGAUCUUGGUCAAGAUAACAGUCAAGAGGAGUUGGACUUUUCUUACCUGUUUUUGUACAACCCAUCUGACGACUUUCGCGUGAUUGAAGCAGACAACUCAGGGGUUCCCCCUCGCGGAGAUCACAACCCCUCAUCUGUGGUGAACUACCCUUGUGACGGAAGCUCCAGUAACGCCCCUACAACCUCCAGCCAGUCCUCUUACCACCAUGGGCCUGUCCCAGACAGCCUGUCUGGGCCUGGGUUUAACUCACUGGAUCUCCCCUCCGGGCCAAGGGGUGCUCCCUCUCCCAGCCCCAGGAUUGAGAUCACCCCAUCAGGGGACCCUCACCAGACUCAUCCCCUGGACGCCAGCCCCAGAACCACGGCCCUGACUGUGCCUGGUUAUGAGAACACGGCCUACCGAGAGCCCCAGAGCCCUGCCAGCAGCAACUCCUCCACGGGUUGGCUGUCUGAGGCCUACUCGCCCUGGGUCUCGCCUUGUGUAUCUCCCAGUGGUGGUGGGGGCAUGGUUGGCUUGACCGCCUUGGACCUCCUCCCGGGCCUCCAAGGCAUCCAUACGUCCUCGGCCCACUCCUCCCCUGGGACCUCCCCGCGAACCAGCAUCACAGAGGAGACUUUCCUGGUACCGCAGAGUCAGCGGUCUUCCUCGCCACAUUCCCACGAUUACCCCCGCUCUCGCUCCGCCUCUCCUCAGGGAAAACGCACCUACGACCAGUACAGCGGCCCCAAUCUGGGGACCACCAGCCAGCAGCAACGCUCCCGGAGCCCAAGCCCCAGCCCCUCGCCUCACCACCCCCAAGGACGACCCUUGGCCCAAGCUGACCCACAGGGCAAUGCCCCUCAGCAGAUGCCCAGUGUUGAAGAGGUGUUGAGCAGCUUCAACUCCAGCCUCAGCUCCAGCCUCAGCUCCAGCCUCAGCUCCAGCCUCAACUCCAGCCUCAGCUCCAGCAUGUCCAGGGCGGUCCCCUCCAAGAUGGUGCGGCCCAGUGUUGAGUGCUAUACGUAUGGAGAGAACCAGGGGGAGCAUGGGCAGAGAGGCAGAGCUGGGGCUGAGACCUUCUACAUCCUCCCUACAUCUUUCUGGCCGGCUUCACUAGCCCAUGGAGCCUUCAGUGGCAUCCCUGUGCCAUCUAUGCCCCCUCUAGAGUGGCACUUGCCCAGUCACUCCGACCAGUAUGAGCUCUGUUUGGAGCAGCAGCCUAAACAGCACCACCGGGCCCACUACGAGACAGAGGGCAGCAGGGGAGCAGUCAAAGCGGACAGUGGAGGUCACACUGUGGUUCAGCUUCAUGGGUACAGAGGCACUGCUCCACUGGGUCUGCUGGUGUUCAUCGGAACGGCUGACGAGAGGGUCCUCAAACCCCAUGCCUUCUACCAGGUGCACCGCAUCACUGGGAAAACGGUCACCACACCAAGCCAAGAGAGAAAGGUCCAUGGCACCAAGGUCCUGGAGAUCCCUCUGGAGCCCAAGAACAACAUGAGAGCAGUGAUUGACUGUGCUGGGAUACUAAAGCUGAGAAAUGCUGACAUCGAGCUCAGGACAGGCGAGACAGACAUGGGACGCAAAAACACCUGUGUCCGCCUUGUCUUUCGUGUCCAUAUUCCUCAACCAGGAGGACAGUAUGUCUCUCUUCAAGUGGCCUCCCUUCCCAUCGAGUGUUCCCAGAGGUCGGCCCACGAGCUUCCCACUGUAGAGCGCCAGGACGUGGAGCGCUGCUCGGUUCUAGGGGGACAGCAGGUGAUACUGACAGGACAGAACUUCACCUCUGAUUCCAAGGUGGUGUUCACAGAAAAGACACCUGACGGGGUGCAAAUCUGGGAAGCAGAAGCUACAGUAGACCGAGACAAGAGCCAGAAAAGCAUGCUGUUUGUGGAGAUCCCUCCGUAUCGAGAUCCCACCAUUCAUCACGCGGCUAAAGUCAACUUCUAUGUGAUCAACGGGAGGAGAAAACGCAGUCAGGCGCAGCACUUCACCUACACUCCUUUAACCGUUCCCGCCAUUAAAACGGAACCCGUAGAUGACUUCCAGUUUGGCCAGCUGGGCUGCGCUGUCUCCCAAAUCCUAGGAAUGUCAUCCAAGUCCUACCACCACACCCCCAGUAGCCAGCUCAACCCUAAUAGCCACAUAGUGGCUGGCAUGACAUCCUUGGCAACCUGCCAGCGUGCAAGCCAUCACGAUCCCAAUGCCUAUCAACCACAGGACCCACCUGUCUAUUACCCCAGUAAAAGCCGAAGCCUGGGUAGCACCCCUGUCCUGUAUCAAGAUAUGAACCACCACCCAGUGAUGAUCCACAGUGGUUCCCCAUCUCAGAUGUCCUAUACCCAGCACUACUCCAGCCAAGUGUCCCAACCCUUCCACCCCUCUCGCUCGGCCACCAAUCAGCGAGUUGUCAACGUAGCUGUCCCAUUGCCCCAACACCAGCACGCCACCAUGGUGGGUGAUGGGUACCGGGCUGCAGCUUCAUUAUGGAAGGUUGGUGACUCGCCAGAGGCCUGUUCCUCAGAAGGCCAGUACCAGGGCUUCAUGCACACGGUGGUGCCUGUCUUGAGCAGGUCUCCGCCACGACACAGCCACAUCCUGACCCAGAGAGGUCCAGCCGCUACAGGGAGCCAGAGUGGGCCAGUCCCUGGGAAAGUGACAGCGAAGCAAGAAAACCUGAACCAAGCCUAUCUGGAUGAUGUGAAUGACAUCAUAAGGAAUGAUCUGACUGUCCGCAGUAACGAGCAGUAAAGAGCAUCUAUAUUGUGACCAACAAUCACACGGGCUCCAGAAAUGCCAUGACGUCAUUCUACUGUCUGAUUGCCCCCCUUCACAUGUACUGUAUAUAGGGUGUUAUUUAAGUCAAAAUCACAUCUUUUGACAAAUGGGUAGAAUAAUAUGUUAAUUGUGUAGAUAAUCCUCUAAGAAAACAAAUGGUCCAAACUUCAUGUCUUUAUCAUAAUUUGUUCACAAGUUAUUGAAGUUUUUACCCUUGAAGGAUGGUCAGAAUUACUGUGACUAAAUCAAUGGACGCCAGAGAAAAAAAUCUCAAAAGUUAUAAAAUUAGGAAAAUUGCAUUUGGAUCAGCUAGGCUGGACUCUGGGCUACCGGCUACCUGACAGGCUCACUUUCCCAUUGGGACAAAAAACAAUUUAGAGGUAAGAUGGAUAUCGAUUUUGAGAAGACAUAUUGUAUUUUCAUAUUUUAGUAUAUGCUUUUCAGAUUCAUUUGAAUUUACUGUUAUUUUUUGAAGAUUUCACUGAGCGUGUACCAGGAGCCGUGAGUGGGUAAAAUCACUGAGCAAGCCAAGAAGGUAAAAAAGUCAUAUUACAACCUACGUUUUGAUAAUUGCGUUGUUUGCUCUAUAACCCAUUUGUUCAUACGCCACCGUGAUAUACAAUAAGGCCCGUGACAACAAAAAGACAACAGUCACACAGUGGUGGAAUAAAUUCAGCUACACAUAAGUUUGUUUCACAAAACCGGAGACAACAUCUGUCUAGUGAAGUCCACAAAGAAAAUAUUGCAUGCAACAAACAGUUAUAUCACCUGCAGCAUAGUCAAGCAAGUUAAUGUUUUCUACUGAUUUAGAACCACAGAGUUACCACAAGUCAGCACAAAGACAAAAAGAGCACUGCCUCUGCUAUUUCAGCACCAUUUCAACUUAAACAUUUAAACAUCAUCAAAUCAACAAAGCUAUAUACAGUAUGCUUAGUUUAAUACACUGAAAACAAACUUAAAGAUACCAAAAAUUAUUUAGUCCAAUCAAUGUUGCUAAAUAUCAUGUCCAUGGUAUUGAUUUCUGUCAGUCUGUGUGUAUGUAUGCGUGUGUGCGCAUGCAAGUAAAACAACAAUGUGGACUCCCCCUACCUGUAGACUAGUUGAACGCCAAUGCCAUCCUCCUCGCUUUCGUGUUGGCACAACGGUCUAGGGCUCUGCCAUACAGUACACUUUUAGUUUUGUUGUCAUAGGCUACCUAGCUAAAAUGCUUGCUAGCCUAACUUCCUCGCAUGGGCAACAAUGAAACAGCGAAGUUAGCUAGCUAGUUAAUGUGAGCCUACUAGACUACAUCUAGGCUACAUAUUGAACUUCAAUCAUCUCAGGCCAGUGGUACAACAUAUUUAUUUAUGGUUAGAUCAGAAUCGCUGUCAUUGGCCUAUACAGAGAAUUAAGUCAAAACCACAAGUCUAAAUCCACAUCUCCAUCCAUGGCUUAGGAAAGGGCCAAUUUAGCAAGCUAGUUACUGCAGUACAUCAACACAAGCAAUCCAGAAGAUCUGAUUUGAUUGGUGUGAAGCCAAAUCUAAACUGGCCUCCCUUGGGGGGGUGUUUUGCUACACCAGGACAACCCAAAGUUGAGCUUAGCUCAACGAUGAUUGGCUAAUUAUUUUAUUUUUUAAUCAAGGGAGGCCAAAUGCUUGCUGGUAUCAAUUAAUCAAUUGCUACAGCGUCAACAUGUCAUACUCUUUUCUUCCAGACAGCAUCAGAUACAUGGGUGAUAUAUACUGAGACAGAGGGGCGCUGUUUCCCUCACUCAGAUGAGAUUUCUCCGGUGAGAUUCAGCCACUUGCGAAUUGAAGGAAAAUGAUGAAAACACAGAGAGAAGAAAGAUGUAUUGGUCAAAUAUUUGGGGAAGCCUGGCUUCCCCUUGGCAUUCAUGAAUACACGCCACUGAGCGUAUACCAAACAUUUUAUUUUUCAAAGCCUUUUAACAUUUAAUUCAGUUUGUGUCAUGCUAAUUUAGAUUUUUGUGACCCGCGGAAACAACUUUAAAGAUGACGACCACAAAAUGUAAAAUCCUCAAAAGUUGUUAAAAGAAACCUGCACGGCUAUGCCAACAUAGCUCGGUGCUCAUUAUCGAAUGUAUUAUGUAGAAAUCCAACUUUUUUGAUAUAAUGCUAAGGGUAUGUUACAUUUCAUCACCAAAGAGCCAAAGUGCGUUUUCACCAACAUCAUACUGUAUUUACUGUAUUAUGGAUGCAGAUGAUACUUAGUUAGGGCCAUGCAGUGCCAGAUUUCAAUAAGUGUGUUGACCAUGGGCUACCUUUUAAACAGUUUUAUUAUUUUAUCAUAUGUAAUCAUGUAUGUGGCCUCAAUGUAAGCUUUUGUAAUUGUAAAUAAAAACAACUUCAGGAAAAUGUCUGUAAUUACUAAGAAAAUUAUGAAAAAAACUGAUUGAUGAUUGAGAAAUAUUUUUUUUUCUGUCAUGAUGUUGGCAAUUUCAUAAUAUUUUUUUAUUUGAUUAUUUUAUUUAGUCUGCCUGUCAUUAAAAUAUAUAUUUAAAAUCUUA